Trichophyton rubrum CBS 118892 is the source of this 1914-nucleotide messenger RNA. RefSeq lists its product as uncharacterized. Gene Ontology annotation, cellular component: Pwp2p-containing subcomplex of 90S preribosome; small-subunit processome. The record is from RefSeq and is a predicted model, not a curated record. Gene Ontology annotation, molecular function: protein binding. Lineage: Eukaryota; Fungi; Ascomycota; Eurotiomycetes; Onygenales; Arthrodermataceae. Bases 1 to 1914 code for a protein of 637 amino acids. The transcript has a single exon. Gene Ontology annotation, biological process: maturation of SSU-rRNA from tricistronic rRNA transcript (SSU-rRNA, 5.8S rRNA, LSU-rRNA); ribosomal small subunit assembly.
AUGUAUGCAUUUGUUCCCUAUAUCGCUUCCAAUCUAACGGUUUGUAGUGUGUCUCAAAGCAACAUUGAUUGCGUUACUAUCAAUAGCUCCAGCGAAUGGCUCGCAUUUGGCUCGUCAAAACUCGGUCAGCUGCUUGUAUGGGAGUGGCAAUCUGAGUCUUAUAUCUUAAAACAACAGGGCCAUCUAGGCUCCAUGAAUGCCCUGGUUUAUUCCCCUGACGGCCGAAAGAUCAUUACUGCGGCUGACGAUGGCAAAAUCAAGGUCUGGGAUAUCAAAACUGGAUUUUGCAUUGUUACUUUCACCGAACACAAGAGUGGUGUUACAGCAUGUGAGUUCACGAAACGUGGGAAUGUGCUCUUCACAGCAUCCCUGGACGGUUCAGUACGAGCAUGGGAUCUUGUACGAUAUCGGAAUUUCAAGACCUUCACUGCCCCUUCACGGUUAUCCUUUUCUUCCUUGGCAGUCGACCCCAGUGGUGAAAUUGUAUGCGCCGGAUCCCUGGACUCAUUCGACAUUCACAUUUGGUCUGUACAGACUGGUCAGCUCCUUGAUCAGCUAUCGGGCCAUGAAGGGCCAGUAUCGUCAUUAUCCUUCUCCGCAGAUGGAAGCCAUGUUGUCAGCGCCAGCUGGGAUCGUACAGUCAGGAUAUGGAGUAUUUUUGGGAGGAGCCAGACUAGUGAACCGCUACAGCUACAGUCAGACGUCCUAUGUGUAGCAUUCAGACCAGAUGGAAAGCAGAUUGCAGCGUCGACACUUGAUGGCCAGUUAACAUUCUGGUCCGUCGCAGAUGCUGUUCAGCAAUCGGGUAUCGAUGGUCGCCGAGACGUGUCUGGUGGUAGAAAGAUAACCGACAGACGCACCGCCGCAAAUUCUGCUGGCACAAAAUCAUUUGCAACUAUAACCUACAGCGGCGACGGCACAUGUCUCUUAGCUGGUGGGAACAGUAAAUAUAUCUGUCUCUACGACGUUGGCACAAGUUCUUUGAUCAAAAAAUUCACAGUUUCACUCAACACAUCGUUAGACGGAACUCAGGAGUUUCUAAACAGUCGAAACAUGACCGAAGCCGGACCUCAGGGGUUAAUUGACGAAACUGGUGAAGCAUCUGACAUCGAGGACCGAAAAGAUAAGACAUUACCAGGGGCUCGUCGUGGAGACAAUGGAGCUAGAACCACUCGCCCUGAAGUCCGCGUCACAUCGGUAUCAUUUUCACCCACUGGGAGAUCAUUCUGCGCCGCUUCUACGGAAGGUCUGCUGAUAUAUAGCCUUGACGAUGACGUGGUCUUCGAUCCGUUCGACUUGGAUAUAUCUAUCACACCAGACAGUAUCAUGGCCACCGUUGCAGCAGCUAAAAAAGCGGCUUUAUCCCAACACCCCGAAUCUUCAUCGGAAACUACCACAUCUGACUUUUCAUUCCUCAAAGCCAUCAUCAUGGCAUUCCGCCUCAAUGAAUCUGAGCUCAUCAGAACGGUUUACGAAUCUAUACCUCCUUCUGAGAUACCCCAUAUUGUCCGUUCAAUUCCCACAAUAUACGUAACCCGUCUACUCCGGUUUGUUGCCAACGCAGCCGAUGAAACUCCCCAUUUGGAAUUCAACUUACUUUGGAUUCAAGCAUUAUUAAGCAUAAGAGGACGCUACAUCAAGAACAACGCAGCGUCUUUUGCUGCGGAGCUAAGAUCUGUUCAGAAAGCCAUUGAUGGCAUUCGAAAUGACUUAAAAAGACUUGCAGAAAAGAAUUCAUAUACUUUGGAAUACUUUCUUUCAAAGCCCGCCUAUGCACCCGGGGCCAAAAACACUACCUCUAACGAAUCGAAGAGGAUGCUUCUGGAGAAUCCUAAGGAAGAAAACCCUUUAAUGGAAGAGCAGGGUGGAGAUGAAGCUAAUGACAGUGAUGGGGAUUGGAUCGGGUUGGAGUAG